This is a messenger RNA of Pelagomonas calceolata, 1419 nucleotides long. The record is from the annotation of a GenBank genome assembly. Lineage: Eukaryota; Pelagophyceae; Pelagomonadales; Pelagomonadaceae.
CAAAGCUUUGCGCCUACACAAGCCAAACAGGUGCUCCGCGCAGCACACGUCGUCCCCGCACGCGCACGGUGCCGCCUGCGACGCAUGCGGCUCCACGUCGCCGCGCGCACGCUCCACAGGACCAUGAGCAGCAAUGCCUUUGAGCACUUAAAAGUCGACAGGCGCGGCGCAUUGCUCGACGUCACGCUGAAUCGACCCAAAAAACUGAACGCAUUAAACCUAGAAAUGGUGCGCGAACUGCAGUCAGCCUUCGACGCCGCCGAAGCGUCCCAAGGCUGCGUCGCGCUUGCGUUGCGAGGUGAAGGUGAGCGAGCUUUUUGCGCGGGCGGCGACAUCGUCGCGGUGCGCGCGGCGGGCCUCGAAGACAAGCCGACGACGCCGUUCUUCCGCGAAGAGUACGCGCUCAACGCGAGGACCGGCGCGCUCCGCGAGUCGAGGGUCGUCCAAUGCAGCUUCUGGGACGGGUUCACGUUCGGCGGCGGUGUUGGGCUCAGCGUCCACGGGAAGUACCGGAUCGCUACCGAGAAGACGCAGCUCGCGAUGCCCGAGGUCGCCAUCGGCCUCUUCCCGGACGUAGGGGCGUCGCUAGCGCUCGCGUCGACACCGGGCCGCGCCGGCGAGUACGCGGCCUUGACGGGCGCGCGGCUGGACGCGGCGGACGUCGUUGCGCUUGGUCUGGCGACGCACUGCGUCGCGUCGUCGUCAAUAGAUGAAAUCCGCGACGCGCUGGCGGCGCUCGACGGCGACCAACCUCCAGCCGCGUUCGCCGACGCCGUCGACGCGACGCUCCGACGCUUCCACGUGGCGCCCGCCGGCGCCCCGGCCGUGCGGGCGCACGCAGACGCCAUCGACGCGUGUUUUUCGGAACCGGACGUCCGGUCCAUACCUGUGUGGAAAUCGACCAGAGCGUCGGGUGCACCGACAAUUCUUCACUAAGUCAUUUCUCGGCGAUGACGCGGCCGUCCUGGCUCCGUCGAGCGGCGAGGAACCGGCACCGCCACGCCAUUGAGCAGGCGUCGCGUCGAUGGCGUGGAGGUCGACGCGAUGAUUCAGCGCGAACGCGCCGUAAAAAUUUGAUUUCCACACAGGUCCAUACUGACUGCGCUCGACGCCGAUGCAUCGCCGUUCUGCGCGGAUGCCGCGGCGGCGAUCCGGCGCGGCUCGCCGACGGCGGCCGCCGUGACCCUCGAGGCCAUCCGCCGCGCGCGCGGUGCCAAGUUGGACGACGUGCUGCGCACGGACUUCCGCGUGAUGACAAAUAUGGUGCGGCCCUCGUCGACGCUCUCGGCGGACUUCUACGAGGGCGUGCGCGCGGCGCUCGUCGACAAGGACCGCUCGCCGGCGUGGCGGCCGGCGCCGGACGACGUGGCCGCGUACUUCGAAGCGCCGGGCGACGGGUUCGAGGAGCUUGUGUUAUGA